AUGAACAGUCUGGUGGCCACGCCUCCUGUUCCGCCACACUUCUACGAACCUUCUCGUUUCUCGCCAUCUCGUUCAAUGUCGACACCAUCAUCGUAUUCGACCAGCAGCCGCAAACGGAAAGCCGACGAGGAUGGCAACGACCACGAUGGACGUAUGUCGGCCUCGCCCACGAACUCGCCCGCCUUUACACCUCGAGUCCUGCCAACCAUCCGCAACAUCAAGCGAGCCCGACCCAAUGUCUCGGGCAGACCCCUUUCUCUCCCUCGCUUAUUAGAAACCCUCGACACCGAUGCCCUGCGAUCCGUCCUACGGUCUAUGGUUGAGCGCCAUCCCGAGCUGUCAGAAGAGGUGGUGCACACUUCUCCUCGCCCCAGCGUGACUUCGACGUUACAGGUGCUGCGAAACUAUCAGGUCACGCUGCAGUCGUCGUUCCCGUUGGGUGGCAACCCAAGUUCAGACUAUGCCUACAACCGAGUACGCCAGCCGCUGGCGAACCUGCUGGACGCCCUGAGCGACUUUACACCGCACUUCUUGCCCCCCCAUGAAAGUCAAACGACCGUCUCGCUAAGCUACCUCGACGGGGCUACCGAUAUCAUCCACUCGCUGCCGCGGUGGAGUACGCCCCAGAACAACGUUGAACGAGACGCUGCAUACGAUGAAAUCUGUAAGGCGUGGGUCCUCGUCAUCCGGGAGGCAGCUAAGCGUGGGGGUGGGAUCCAGCUACAGUAUGGCGGCUGGGAUCAGAAACUCGCCAAGCAUAACCAGAAUUCGGGGGGAAAGCUGCAGGCAGCCGUCCACGAACUCGGAGCCCGACUGGGCUGGAUGAACGGGCCAGAGGUACAGAACCUGGGAGGCCCAUCUGGCGGCGAGCUGCCUUCCAUUCGCGACCAACUCCUCUCUGGAACCUACGGGCUCGGCACUCCGGUCAGGGUCGGGCCUUGGUAG
This is a messenger RNA of Penicilliopsis zonata CBS 506.65, 945 nucleotides long. RefSeq lists its product as hypothetical. The record is from RefSeq and is a predicted model, not a curated record. Gene Ontology annotation, biological process: nuclear protein quality control by the ubiquitin-proteasome system; proteasome localization. The transcript is spliced from 2 exons. Bases 1 to 945 code for a protein of 314 amino acids. Lineage: Eukaryota; Fungi; Ascomycota; Eurotiomycetes; Eurotiales; Aspergillaceae. Gene Ontology annotation, cellular component: nucleus.